AUGGACAGUGUUAUUUUUUCUUUUUUCAUUGCAUUUAUUAUAGAGGCGCGCGCAUUCCGUUAUAGCACUCCCAACAAUCUCCAAUCUUAUAUGCCCAAUGUGUGCAUGGAGAGGGAGGUGACGCUGGUCGCCCAAAGGCAGCCAUGUGUGCAAGCCUUCACACGCAUGGUUAAAGUGUGGAAGCAAGGCUGUGUGGGGCAGUCGGGGUGCAUGGGGUAUGAGAGGAGGACGGCCUACUACACAGCGUACAGGCAAGUGUACAAACAGGAUUACCAGACUGUGUACAAGUGUUGCCCUGGAUGGUCCCAACUAAACGGAGAGGCAGGUUGUCUUUAUCCAGUGUGUAGCUAUGGUGUGUGCUUCAAUGGGGGCCAGUGUCGAGAAGGAUCCACUCAGCUUUGUGAUUGUCCCACAGGGUUCCACGGGCCCAGCUGCCAGUAUGAUGUGAAUGAAUGUGAGGAGACCAAUGGAGGCUGUGAAGCUCUCUGCUGUAACACCAUUGGAAGCUUCUACUGCAGGUGCCCUCCCGGACAGAAACUGAAUGAAGAUGGCAAAACAUGUCAAGAUACUGAUGAAUGCCAGGUCCAUAAUGGAGGUUGCCAACAUAGAUGUAUUAACACCAGGGGCUCCUAUUAUUGUGAAUGUCACCCGGGCUCUCGGCUUCAUGUGGACGGCCGCACCUGCCUUGCUGUGCAUUCAUGUGCCAUUAGCAAUGGAGGAUGCGAGCACUACUGUGUGCAGCAAUCUGUUGCUCAUUUUCGCUGCCGCUGCAAACCAAACUACGUGCUGUCGGAGGAUGGCAAGCAUUGCAAAUUGCAGGAUCCCUGUGGAGAUCAGAAUGGAGGAUGUAUGCAUGAGUGUCGGGCUGAUGGUGGCAAGGCCCACUGUGAUUGUAAAGCUGGCUACACCCUAGCUGAUGAUGGGAAAACCUGUGAAGAUAUUGAUGAGUGUGAGACAGAAGAAGGCAACUGCGCUCAUGGCUGCCACAACACUCUGGGCUCUUAUGUCUGUGUUUGCAACGCUGCCUAUGAGCUGGGAUCUGAUGGAAAGCAGUGUUACAGAAUUGAGAUGGAAAUCGUGAACAGCUGUGAGAACAACAAUGGUGGAUGUUCACAUCACUGCCAGCAUUCAACCAGCGGGCCUGUCUGCACUUGUAACCAUGGUUACACGCUAGAUAAUGAUCUUAAGACCUGCAUUGAUGUUGACGAGUGUGGAGAGCAGGUCUCCUGUUGCGAGCAGGACUGCACCAACUACCCCGGGGGUUAUGAAUGCUACUGCUCUGCAGGAUACAGACUCAACUCAGAUGGCUGUAGCUGUGAUGAUGUCGACGAGUGUCUGGCUGCUCACGGUGGUUGUGAUCACACAUGCCAGAACAGCGCCGGUUCCUUCCAGUGUUACUGCCGUCGGGGUUUCCGUUUGGAUGAGGACCGGCAUUCUUGCAUUCCACUAGAUGAUGCAGUCGAGACCCUGUCCAGCGGAGGCUCCAUUGAGCUGCCUCUUGUUCGCCCCCAGCUCACCUUGCUGCAGGACUACGGCCAACCCCUGGAGCGCUUUGACAACUAUGAAGAUGAUGAAGGGGAGCUGAGAGCUGAGAGUAACCUGGCAGAGAAAUUUGUGUGUUUGGAUGACACUUUCGGCAGUGACUGCAGUUUGACGUGUGACGACUGUUCUAACGGAGGAAAAUGUAAUCCGUGGAAAAAUGGCUGCGAUUGCCCCGACGGGUGGACAGGCAUUAUCUGCAACCAGACAUGUGCAGAGGGAUAUUUUGGUAAAAACUGCUCCUUCCCAUGCAAGUGUAAAAAUGGUGCCAGCUGUGAUCCUGUCAGUGGAAGCUGCCGCUGUCCUCCUGGUGUGAGUGGAGACCUGUGCCAGGAUGGCUGUCCUAAAGGCUUCUUUGGGAAGCAGUGCAACAAGAAGUGUAACUGUGCCAAUAACGGACGUUGCCACCGUACCUACGGAGCGUGCCUUUGUGAUCCCGGACUCUAUGGACGCUUCUGUCACCUCACAUGUCCCAAGUGGACUUUCGGACCCGGCUGCUCUGAAGACUGUCAGUGUGAUCAGCAGAACACUGUCGAGUGUCACCGGCGCUAUGGCACCUGCGUCUGUAAGGCUGGUUACACUGGUAACAUCUGCAAGGAAGAAUGCAAACCAGGUACUUACGGAGCCAGCUGUGAAAAGAAGUGUGCCUGUCCGUCUGGAGUGUCGUGUCAUCAUGUGACUGGAGAGUGCCAACAGCAGUGCCCUCCUGGUCGUCAUGGGGAGAACUGCGAUCAAGACUGUCCAGCGGGAAGGUUUGGACUUGGCUGUGUUCACUCUUGUAACUGCACUGGUGCACCAUGUGAUAAAGUGACAGGACAAUGUCAGUGCCCAGCAGGCACAUCAGGAAACCACUGUGAAAACUUGUGUCUGGAGGGUUUCUGGGGUCCAGGCUGUGCCGAAACCUGCCCAGUUUGUGAGAAUGGCGGCAUAUGUGAUAAACACAACGGUUCAUGUAACUGUCCAUCAGGAUUCAUGGGAAGGCUCUGCCAAAACUCAUGCCCAAGUGGACGUUUUGGUCAGAAAUGCCAGAUGAAGUGCAUCUGCGAGAACAACGCUCGCUGUGAUCCAGUGAGUGGGCGGUGCACCUGCCCUCCUGGCUGGACUGGGCACAACUGCAGGAAAGCCUGUGAUGCGGGACACUGGGGGGCCGACUGUUCAGAAACCUGCGACUGCAGAAACGGAGACGGAAGCUGUGAUGCUGUGACAGGACAGUGCAACUGCGAAGCUGGUUUCACUGGAACACGCUGUCAUGAAAAGUGCCCAGCAGGUAUGUUUGGUCUUGGGUGCCGCCAUCGGUGUCAGUGUGACAACAAUGCAUUGUGUGACCAUGUGAGUGGAGCUUGUACCUGCCAGCGGGGAUGGACGGGGACCUUCUGCGAAAAGCCAUGUCCUCAGGGUUUCUACGGUUUGGACUGUCAGGAGAAGUGUUUGUGUCAAAAUGGCGCGAGCUGUGAUCAUGUCAGCGGUGUUUGUUCCUGCCCUGCUGGUUGGAUCGGCCUGUUCUGCAACCUCACAUGCCCAGCUGGUUUCUAUGGGGAAGGAUGUAAUCGAACCUGCUGCCGUAACGAUGGCAUCUGCCACCCGGCCAGUGGGCAUUGUGUGUGCACGCCAGGGUGGACCGGACCCAGCUGCACAAAAGAGUGCCCUGCUGGGUUUUAUGGAGCAGACUGUCAGCAGCGCUGCGUGUGCCAGAAUGGAGCCGCCUGUAAUAAGACCAACGGAAAAUGUGCAUGCGCCAGUGGCUGGACAGGCACAGCCUGUGAACUGGAAUGUGUAGCAGGCCGAUUUGGGGCGGACUGCCAGCAGCAGUGUGAAUGUGAGAACAGCGGCCAGUGUGACAGACGGACCGGACGGUGCAGCUGCAGCGCCGGGUGGAUCGGAGAGCGCUGUGAGAAAGCAUGUGAUGUCGACUGUUUGGCGUCCGGCUGCCGGGAAGCGAUGCACUGUCUGCACGGAGCUUCAUUGCCACAUGCCACCGGAGAGUGCCAGUGUCUGCCAGGGUGGAGAGGAAAAGCCUGUGACAAAGCAUGUUUGCCAGGUACAUAUGGAAAGGGCUGCUUGCAGCGCUGCAACUGUGCACAGGGCACAUCCUGCCAUCACAUCUCUGGAGAGUGCGGCUGUCCUCCCGGAUUCACUGGCAACGGCUGUGAACAGACUUGUCUGCCUGGAACCUUUGGGCACAACUGUAACCAGGUCUGUCAGUGCUCUGAGACAAAUCAGCUCUGCCACCCGGUGUCUGGAUCAUGUUACUGCGCUCCAGGUUUUCAUGGCCCCAAAUGUAACCAAAUCUGCAGAGAGGGUCAUUAUGGUCCAAACUGUGAAAGAGAGUGCCAGUGUGAAAACGGAGGGAAGUGCACUCCUUCCACUGGAGCCUGUGAAUGCCCAGCUGGAUUUAUAGGACCACGCUGCAACAUCACGUGUCCGACUGGGCAUUAUGGUGUCGACUGUGCCCGGGUGGCAGUGUGUAGAGAUGGAGCCCAGAAUGACCCGGUCACCGGUCGAUGCGUGUGCACCCCUGGACGCAGAGGAGAGGACUGUGGAAAUGGCCCCCCGGGCUGGUUUGGGGCAGAAUGUGUCCAACGGUGUAACUGCAGUAAUGGAGGAGUGUGCGACUCUGUGACCGGCAACUGUACCUGUGGCCUGGGCUGGACUGGUGCACACUGCAACAUCGAAUGUCCGGCGGGAAGAUUUGGUGCCAACUGCCAGCUGAAGUGUAGCUGUCAAAAUAAUGGUACUUGUGACAGAGUGAUGGGGACGUGUCAGUGCGGACCAGGCUACUAUGGACAUCUGUGUGAACACAGUGAGAACUGGACAGACACACACAUACACACGCACGCAAAGAAUGACCUCCAUUGUUGUUCAAAAACACGAGUAAGUCAUUGUAAUUCCACAACAAACACGGACACUACAGCAACGCCCUGGUGCUGUAAAUUCUUUUUAUAUUUCUUUUAGUGCUCACAGUUGAUGAAGAUUUGCAUGAAGUUAAGGCUGUGCAAGAGAUUGCAGCAUUUGUAGUGAAGAAGAAUGUACAACGUUAUCCACAUGAAGCACCUCAACAGUUCUGAAGGUCCUUUAAAACAUGAUGAGAUGAAUCAUUCAUGCCAAUACAGAGAUGUGACAGUGUGACAAA
Molecule: messenger RNA, 4669 nt
Organism: Archocentrus centrarchus (flier cichlid)
Lineage: Eukaryota; Metazoa; Chordata; Actinopteri; Cichliformes; Cichlidae
Product: multiple epidermal growth factor-like domains protein 6
Molecular function (GO): calcium ion binding; scavenger receptor activity; protein binding
Source: RefSeq, a predicted model, not a curated record